AGCCUCUUAAGUCUUGCUCCGCGAUUCAAGCCAUUGUUAUUCUAGUCUUAGAAAGACUAGAUCCUUUUCAGGCCGAUUAUGACAAGGAUCCUAGGAUAUCACCCCAGAGAUUAACUCGGCCAUCAUAAACAAAAGCAGGUACUCAUUUCCAAAUCUUCAAAUUCCAAUCAGCAGAUACAUUGGUCGCAUAGGACCCUGAUGUACAUCUGGCCUUUUAUAAUUCCGUACCUGACUUUGCCGUGUGGGGAAUUCAUGGGGUGAUGCUCGUGGUGCCUCGACCGUUCGUUGCAUUGCAUCCGCAGAGAUGGACCUAGUUCUAGGCCGUCGAGAUGAUUGGAGGUGCCAUCCAUACAAUUUAAAUAGCCUUUCUCCAUAUGUAUGGAUGGAGCACGUCGAUCCGCCUUGAUCGAUAGCUUGCCAAUGAGGGCUUCACCGGUGAUGUCUGGACAUUGGCUGGGCGGACUACGCAUAAGUAUUUCGUAGUUGCUUUAAAUAUACAUAUACGUAGCUCGAGUUGCCUCUUUAUUAGAAAUUGUUCGCACUACUUGCUACUUCGUAUUCAACUUCCAGGUCAACUCACUCAACAUGAAGUAUCUCGUAGCCGGACUUCUUUCGCUCGCCGGCGCUGUCUCGGCUGAGGGGCAACUCUGGGGACAAUGUGGCGGCCAAGGCUUUACGGGGCAGACAGCUUGUCCUUCGGGCUCUACUUGUCAGAUCUCGAAUCAAUGGUAUUCACAAUGCGUUCCUGGAACCGACCCAGCGAACAGCGCAUCAAAAGUAACUGCCAGUCCUACUAAAGCUAUUUCUCCCGCAGCAACGGGCUUCGCAAAGACGGACGGUCUGCUCUUCAACAUCGACGGCGAAACUAAGUACUACGCAGGCACAAACAGCUACUGGGUCAGCUUCCUAACCAAUAACGCCGAUGUCGACAAGACGUUCGACCAGCUCAAGUCGGCGGGCCACAAAAUCCUGCGCGUCUGGGGCUUCAACGAUGUCACGUCUCAGCCAGGGUCCGGCACGGUCUACUUCCAAUACCUGUCGGCAAGAGGCUCGACUAUCAACACGGGAGCCAACGGCCUGCAGCGCCUCGACUACGUGGUCUCGGCUGCCGAGAAGCGCGGUAUCAAGUUGAUUAUUAACUUCGUUAACAACUGGGGCGACUAUGGUGGGAUGGCGGCUUACGUAACCGCCUUCGGCGGCUCCCAAAAAACCUGGUACACCAACACCGCCGCGCAGAACCAAUACCGCGCGUACAUCAAAGCAGUCGUAUCGCGAUACGCCAACUCCCCCACGGUAUUCGCCUGGGAACUCGCCAACGAGCCGCGCUGCAACGGCUGCGCGACCAGCGUCCUAACCACCUGGGCCAAGUCGACCUCGGCCUACGUCAAGAGCCUCGACCCCAACCACAUGGUGACGCUGGGCGACGAGGGCUUCGGCCUCGGCGGCGGCGACGGCAGCUACCCCUACCAGUUCGGCGAGGGCCUCGACUUCGCUGCGAACCUUCAGAUCGACACGCUGGACUUUGGCACGUUCCAUUUGUACCCGAGUACCUGGGGCACGCAGAACGAGUGGGGGAACGCGUGGAUCGAGGCCCAUGGCGCGGCUUGUGCGGCCGCGGGGAAGCCUUGCUUGUUUGAGGAGUAUGGAUCCACAACCGACCACUGCGGCGUCGAGGGCAAGUGGCAGAAGACCUCGCUCUCGACCAAGGGUCUUGCGGCAGACUUGUUCUGGCAGCUGGGGACUACGCUGAGCACGGGACAGACGCACAAUGAUGGAUACACUAUUUACACAGGUUCGUCGGAGUGGACUUGCCUCGUUACGAACCACGUCGCUGCUAUUAAAUAGAUGGGAUAUUAUCAUUAGUAUUGGUUAAUUAGCCAGAGACAAAGCAAUAUCAAUACG
This is a messenger RNA of Daldinia loculata, 1902 nucleotides long. Its product is annotated as carbohydrate-binding module family 1. The coding region runs from base 586 to 1845 and encodes 419 amino acids. The transcript has 4 exons. Gene Ontology annotation, biological process: carbohydrate metabolic process. Gene Ontology annotation, molecular function: hydrolase activity, hydrolyzing O-glycosyl compounds; cellulose binding. Gene Ontology annotation, cellular component: extracellular region. NCBI's taxonomy places the organism in Eukaryota, Fungi, Ascomycota, Sordariomycetes, Xylariales, Hypoxylaceae. The record is from RefSeq and is a predicted model, not a curated record.